AUGCCGCCUGUCCAGUUCGGAGGAGAACUAGCUGCUGCCUUGCCUUCUGGGACCUCGUUUGCUGAGGAGGGACUCACAUACUCCACUGGUGUUUUGCUGUUGCUCAUUCCAUGCAUCUUUGGCAGCUCUUUUCUUCUGCUCAGACCCUUCCCCGUGCUCAGACAGUGCACCGCUGUCCCAUCUAAAGAAACCUGUCAGGAAUACGAGCUUCUGGACCUAGUUCUCACUCUGUCGCCCAGGCUGGAGUGCAAUGGUGCGAUCUCGGCUCACUGCAACCUCUGCCUCCCGGGCUCAAGUGAUACUUGUGCUUCAGCCUUCUCCCUAGUAGCUGGGACUACAGGUGCAUGCCACCAAGCCCGGCUAAUUUUUGUAUUUUUAGUAGAGACGAGGUUUUACCAUGUUGGCCAGGCUGUUCUCAAACUCCUGACCUCAAGUGAUCCACCCACCUCAGCCUCCCAAAGUGCUAGGAUUACAGGUGUGAGCCACCGUGCCCAGCUGAUGGGACCCCAAAUCUUAUGUCCAGACCCCAGGGUCUGAAUUCAUAUUUAACUACUGAAAGGCAUCAGCAUCUCCUCUCUGGUUGAACUUGACCUUCUUACUGAGAACCAGCUAGGCAGGCAUCAGAAGCAUCAGGCUCUCCAGAGGAGAAGCUGGUGGGCAAAUAGAUCAGGAGCAAGUGCUUUCACCAUCAGGGAUGAAAGUUGAAGGCCAAGAACACUUCCUUGUCCUGUGGUGCAGGGGUUGGGAUGGAGGGGUGAGUCUUAUAAAUGGAAGAGAACUAAGUAUUGUGAUUUCAAGGAAGAACAUCUGUCCCCUGCCCCCAAAUACCCCCAAACCCGCCAAAAUUCUACAGAUUCAUUUGGCUUAACUCCUCUCACAGAGGUAAGCUAAGGUAGUCAGUCUCACUGUAGUUGUGGUGAAUUCAUUUAAUGAUCUUGGUUUCCUAACUGCUAGAUAAUCCACUGGAGCCAAAGGAGUUUUGGUGGAUUGAGGGAACCUACAGAGGUUGGGUAGGGGUGUGUUAGGAGUUGAAUUGUUUCCCCAAAAAAUUCAUGUUGAAGUUGUAACCCCCAGUACCUCAGAAUGUGGCAUUCUUUGGAAAUAGGGUUGUUGAUUUAAUUUGGGAAGGUGAGGUCAUCCUGCAGUAGUAGGGUGGGCCCCUAAUCCAGUAUGACUGAUGGCCUCAUGAAAAGGGAACAGAGCCCUACAGUUUACACAGUGCUUUUAUGCACAUUUUUCCUAUCCAUUUCUGUGGGGUAGGCAUUAUCAUACCUGUUGAUUUUACUCUAGUUUAUUGCUUUUUUGGCCUACCAUCUGUUAGCCUCACUUUUUCUAACAACAGGAACCCCUUCUGCCAAACACACAACAUAUUUUGGAAAGUUACCCUACCCCAUUCCAACAUGUGCUUGUGUUGAGAGGUACCAAUCUUAAUCCUCCUGCCCAGCCCUAGCCUAAAGAAGUGUGUGUGUGCUGGUUAGGCUCUCCCCGUCAGUCCCCAGCUAAUCUCAUCCCUUCCGUGCCCCAGGAGGCUAUACGCAUCAGAUUGCACUUCCAGAGCCCCCGGCCUCUGGUUGGGCUUGGCCACUGCGAUGAGCAUCCUCAAAAAAGACCAGAGAGCUGGAGGAGAGAGAGGUUGGGGCUUCAUUCCCCAAUCCACCUCACUGCAGUCCCGCCAGGGGCCACGGUCACAGCUCUCACAAGGGGCAUCCUCUGCCAGGGUAGCAGCUCUUGCCAGACUAUGAUAACAAUAUUCUCUUUUACCCUUCAGCUCUGGUGGAGGUAAUAGCUUCCCUCUGUCACACGUCUCUGGACACUUCACCAUCCUGUACUGGUUUCCUCAGUUCUGAUUAUUCCCUUACAGAUGCUGUCUGUUGAAUUCAUUUAAACCAUAUUGAGUUGUACCAUUUAGUUCUUGCCAGGACUGUUAGCUAUGGCUUGUCUUAGAGGCUUAUCCUGAUGGUCACGGUGAUUAGGCCCAGAGGUGCCACAUGAUCCAGCGCACGUCAGAGUCCUCCUGUGAGUUCCUUUUCCUUUUAGUAACCAGAGCUGAGAGAGAGACACCCAUUCUUAUGGAGUGGUGAAGCGAUGGAGGAUAUGAGCUUUGCGCUGGCAGCCACAUCCCUACCUCUUGGAUAAAAUCAUUCACAUCUUGGUUUUGAUCUCUCGGGUCCCCACACUGCCCUGAUUCCCACCUUUAAAAUAGCAUCCCACUUUGUGCUUGAGCCGGUUUACAUAGGUUUCUGUUACCUGCAACCAUUAAGAGAGAGUUUUUCAGCUAGUGAACAGGAGAGUCGAAGCUCAGACUCCAGGCAUCUGCCUCCAAAGCCUGUACUUUUCGCAGAUGCUCCAUAUUCGUAACUGUGGCCAGACACCUCCCCUGCUGUUGGCCACAGCUGAGAAAAUCCCUCCUACUCCUGUGAGGAAAGGCACGUGUGUCUGGGUAUUUCCCAUAGCAUGAUACAGGGGUAAUUCAUUUUGAAUAAUAAGAUCAUACACGAAAAGUUCUGUAUUAACUGAAAGUUGACCAGUUGAAUCAUAUCUUUAAGGUAUAAGAAGAGCUCUUUGCUGGAAGGAAUCUUGUCAUUAGUCCUUUAGUAAAGCAGAGACCCUCUGUUUGUCCUGUUAAAUCCAGAUUUUCACUCCUACUGGUGGUGUGUGAGCCCUUUGUUAACUAAACAAUUUGUAAGAAUUGCUCCACCUCCCAAAGAAUUUCCCAGCUUAUUGACGGAAUGGAAGAAUUUGCCUCAAUGGAUCCCCAAAAACAAGGUGCCCUUGGAGGUACUCCACUCUGUCAAGACAAGGGGAACCGCCAAAUCUUGUCAAGAUGCUGCUCAGAAGUAACCAGAGGGCUCGAAAGUUCGCAGGGGGCUCUAGCCAUGAGAUCACUACAGGCCAACUAAAGAGAUGGCUUCAGGAUAGGGUGAAUGUAACCUAGAUUAGAGGAGUUAUGAAACAAUUGUUCAGGCAAUGCAGGAACAAGGCCUCCUCUCUUUACCUGUUCUUUGUAGGGUGUCUUUCCCAUAUUCCAGGAAUCUCUUUAGCCAGGCAAUACAUUCUUCUUCCAGCCAAUUCUUUUGAUAUUGCAACUCAUGCUGAUUGGCCUCUCAUGCCCUCUUGAUGGUGUGAGCCACAUUAUCUACAGCCAGCCAGGAGAGGGUGUCUUUAUUGAAGAUCAGGAAAUUCUGCCCAUCAUAUGCAUACUGCAGAAAUCCUGUAGUGCUUCCAUCCUCCAGCAGCUCACAGCCAAUCAUUCUCUGGUAAGUGUGAGACCCUGGAACACACACGCAAGCCCAGAGGGGUCCACACAGAGACAGAGGUGGGCUCUCAAGUGCUGGGAGCAGGGGCAUGGCUGGAAGCAUCCUUUGGUCUACGUCACCCCACAGGCCUGCUGUGGCAUCGCUAAGUCCCCAGGAGGUCCCUCUUUGGAAGCCCACCUGACAGCAGGGUUGUUUUUUAAAUUUUUUUUGGUUCAUAUAGCUUUAGGGAUACAAGUAGUUUUUGAUUGCAUGGAUGAAUCGUGUAGUGGUGAACUCUGGGCUUUUGGUGUAUCUGUCACCCGAAUCGUGUAUGUUGUACUCAGUAGCUGGUUUUUUUUCACCUCACCCACCUUCCACCUUUCCCCUUCCUGAGUCGCCAGUGUCCAUUAUACCACUCUGACAACAAGUAUUUGUGAAGUACCUACUGCAUGCCAAAGGAGUGUGAUAAUUCCCUUCUUGGGGAGUUAUCCUGUAAUGGGAAUGAUUGAUUGAUAAACUGUGGCUAUUUGAGUGCAGUGGAGGAGGGAGAGAGAUGCAGGAGCUAGAAAUAUCCCUGGGAAAGUUAAUGUCAUUGUGCAUAAGCAAGCAGGUCACUAGGCCUGGCUACCAAGAAGUGAGACACAGAAUGGGCAAAUUUAGAAUGGGAAAGGAGAUGGGGAUAUGGGGAAGGGGGAUGCGGCAGAGGAUAAAGGGCUCCUGCGGGGAGAGGGACAGUCCAGAAGAUGCACAGGCAGAUGGGACGCUCUGAACUCCAUCAACCAGAUUUCCCAGGUUUUGCCAAAAGCCACAGCAGGUGCAAGUCAGCAUUGCUCAUUGGAGGUCAGCCCAAGGGCCUCUGUGGCGUGGGGGAAGUGUCUGUCUCUGCUGCAUGCACACCUGAGUGAUUGUAGUGCCUCUGCAGGCGCUUCAGUUCCACCUUGAACAUCUGCUGCCAGCCCGUCAGCAGCUGAGUGUACCUCUCCCAGUGAUCAGGCGCGAGGUUCUCUGCCAUCCAUGGGGCCCGUGGCUCCUUCUGCCGAGUGACACUGUCAUAUGUGGUGAUAGGGUGCAAGUCCACAUACCCAACCGAAAUAAAUUCAGGGACCCCAUGGAUGGGAUCCGAAACACCCAGGCGAAAAUAGAGAGUGCGUCCCUGGAAAGGAGGCAAAGAAGGAAGACAUGUAGGGUCCCAGAUGAUCCAGAUCCUUCAACUGCAUUCAUUUAGCCCCACACGAGUGCUCCCUGCUCAGCUGUACCCAGGCCUCCAGGCCCCAGCUGCCAUUUCCUCUUACAGAACCACAGAACCCAGGAACCAGGGCCUGGACAGGACUUUAGAGCUCCAGACCAGUGACUUGGAGCCUUUCUCAUUCAGGUUUGCAAAUGCAGGAUGGAAUUUUAUAGGUAAUCUCAACUCAUAAGCAAAGUACAGAGCAAGCUUGUCCAACCCACCGCCCAGGACGUCUUUGAAUGCGGCCAACGCAAAAUUUGUAAACGUUCUUAAAACAUGAGGGGUUUUUUUUUUGUGAUUUUUUUUUUAAGCUCAUCAGCUAUUGUUAGUGUAUUUUAUGUGUGGCCCAUGACAGUUCUUCCAAUGUGGCCCAGGAAAGCCAAAAGAUUGGACACCCCUGGUAUAGAGUGCUGCUCUGGUUGUAGGGGGAAGGGAGAAGACACAGGGGGAGCUGUCCCUACGGGAGCCCUCGGGAACUCUGAGGUCUUGAAAACCCUGAUAAUCCAGCCCUCUUGUUUUACCAAAGAAGUCUGUGGGUGGAUAAAUGAGGACCCCCCACUCCACUUCUGUGUGCACGUGUGAGCACGCACACAUAAGCACAUGCGCAUAUACACCAGGUCGGUCAGAGCGAGAUCCCUGUUAGGAUUCAGGCCUAAGUGGGCAGGUAGCGUCUAUAGUGUGGAGAUGUUGGACAAAGGAUGAUUCAUGUUCUGAGUGGGACCAUGUGAGAUUUCUUCAUGCUACCAAGAACAGUGUGCAAUUUAAAACUUAUGAAUUGUGUAUUUCUGGAAUUUUCCAUUUACAUUUUUGGAACCAGUAGCUGAAACCGUGGAAAGUGACAGCAAGGAUAAGGGGCUGCCACUGUCCAUAAAUUGUGGAAUGGUUAGAUCUAGCUUCCUAACAACUGCAUAACCUCACAUCAUUCGCGUAGAGAUGAUUUUUUUUUUUUUUUUUUUU
This is a messenger RNA of Gorilla gorilla gorilla (western lowland gorilla), 5421 nucleotides long. RefSeq lists its product as uncharacterized. The record is from RefSeq and is a predicted model, not a curated record. NCBI's taxonomy places the organism in Eukaryota, Metazoa, Chordata, Mammalia, Primates, Hominidae. The transcript is spliced from 3 exons. The coding region runs from base 1 to 537 and encodes 178 amino acids.